GAACAUGUACACCACUCCCCUGUGGCCUACAUUGCCAUGUCAUAAUACUUCGUUAUACAGUUACAUGUGUAGUAUUGGCAGUGACAUCAGCAAAUAAAGAUGUCACCUGUGGGGUCAGGGAGGCACAAAGCCUCGGAGUCUCGCAGGACAAACUCGCCUUGGAUCAGUUCCCUAGAGUUGAGUUUCUGAGGAGGUUGCAAUGGGCUGGAGUGGUAGAGAAACUUGUGUCAUGGGUCCUUGUGAGCAAAGAGCUUCGUCGACAAAGUUCGUGUAUUGCCUGGAGAAAUGUUAGCAACCUCUCUCUCUCUACAUAUAUAUAUAUAUAAUAAAUCAUGAGUAACCAUUAGUCUGACAACCAUGAGUUCUACAAAUGGAAUGGUUCCUGCAAUCAUCAGUGAAGACUCCUCAUCACUAUCUGAUCAAUCGCAAGAUGGGUCUUCGAUGUCAGGGUCUUUGGAACCAUCGUUAGAAACUGAGGGAGACAUUCUCAGCAGGCAGCAAAACGUCCCACCGCUUGUGAUUAUCAAUGAAAGUGACUCCACAUCUUCAUCUGAUCCACUUCAUCGGGGUAGAGAGAGGCCAGAGUCUUCGGCUUUAUCGUCAGAAGCUAAAGACAGUACACAGAAAGACAAUACCUUGCUUUUCACUGAUAAUGGAACCAGUGUAAUUCCUUCACCCGCGAAGAAGAAAGCAAAGAGGGAAGAGAGUGAUGAUAAAAAAUAUAAAAGAAAGCCUGUGCCAAAGCGGAGUGAACGGAAACAAAAAGACGUCGGUGAUAAAGGUAAUUCCAAUGAAAAGGACAAAGAGACAAGCACCGAUGAGACGAUUUAUCCGAAGGACACGAGCUCCAGUAACCCCAGGUCAGUGGACGACUCGAACCCCUGCACAUUACAACCUUCUUGUGGCAAAGUCUUGGGUCGCUACCUGCAUGUCGACAGCUUGCAGGUAUCAGAUGGAGGCACAGGAAUGUACCUGCUUGGAUCCCUAGUGAGGGGCACAGGAAGCGUGGACUAUGGCGAUAUGAGCAUACAGGAGAUGGUCCAUGGACUGACUCGCCCCGACUGGCACACACACCAUGCUGCCCUCCGAGCAUCGCUGCUCCUGGACAGACUUCCAACGGCCCUGAAGACACUAAACAUGGCCGAGGCCGCUGAGUGUUUGAUGGCCUGCGAUCCAGAUGUUCAAGAUCGAGCUGUCUCUUGUCUGGAACACAUACUUCUUGAAAACAGACAUGGAAAUAAGUCCACAGAAAGCUUGAUAAGGGUGAUGAAUACCACCACUUCAAUCCUAUUCUCUGACUGUGGCAACACUUCACAUCUACUGCGCCUUGUCUACUUGUUUCUUCUAGCAGCAUGCCAGCUUCUUCAAACAUGUCGCCGCCUCUCCGAUAUCCAGCGAAGCAUGACUUUAGUUAAAGAGAAUUUUUCCAGUUCUGUGGAAGGCUUGGCGGGUAGGAAAAAGCAGUCCAAAGAACUGGAGAGUGCCCAACACAUAUGUGAGGCCUUGAUUGAAGCCGGAAUAUCCAUGGAUUCUCUCCAGAAGGAGCAAUGGUUGUGUGUUGUGGAGGGCGAUGCUUUUGCAACCUGCAAAGUCACAGACAAAGAACUGAAACAGUUCAGUCUCGCCAGUCUGUUUGUGCGCUUGUACUCGCGUGUCUUGGAGAUGAUCAAGCUGGGGUGGAGUCCCAUGAUUGCAAAGCUUGUCCAGGAAGUGAACAGUGUACACCGGGAAGUCUGCAGACGAAAAAUGAAGGAACAUAUUCAGUUAAUAUUUGAGAUAUUCAGCCUACGGUGUCUGACAUGGGUUCUGUCUACAAAACUUAAUAAAGAUGUUGAGGAAGUUCAAGGGAGAACUUCAGAUUCGCCCUCGAAGUUGGUUGCCCUUGUGAGACAAAUAGUCUUUUACUCUCGCAGUAAGGACAAGCUAAUGAGUGAGGUGCGAGGGCUAUUAUUUCAUCCUUGUGUCAAAGUUCGUGAAGCCAUGGUGGACUUAAUGACUCAGUGCGACCAAGAACUGUCAGAUGCUUUUCUCAAGUACAUCGACACCAGGCUGCGGCUGGCAGGAAUCCGAGUGUGUUGUGGCUUUGACCUCUCCUCGGACGACAAAAUUAAACAGAGUCGGAAGAAAGAUUGUGAGUGGCUCGACAUGAAAUGCUUGGGCAAUUAUGGAGAAAAACUCAAAGUAACUGUUCAUGUUCCGAAGAAGUCCUGCUUGGGACGCAAUGCUUUUUACAAGUGUAAAGAACAACAUCAACGCAGCCGACAACACGAACAGAAUCUUGACAUGCUUCUAAAUCUGAAUCCGCAUCCAAAUAUUAUUUCUCUUCAGGCUUUUCAGUUUUCGUCAUGGCCAUAUUUCUACAUCACAGAGGAUGCCAGCGAGCUCAGACUGCUCCACCUCCUUCUGGACAAAAGAAAGUUGCAUCAAUGGUUGCCUAGCAACAUAUUGUGCCAAGCUGCCCUCGAUGUCGUUUCAGCAUUAGACUUUCUCGAUGGACAUCGAACUAUCUUGCGAGACAUCACGACCUUCAACAUGACAUACCAAGUGCUGGAGGGGACGAACCAAAAUGGAGGUGACAUCACAUCCAUCAAAGUCAAGAUAGCAGAUCUGGGAUUGGCGAAACAGUUAUCGUGCUCGGAAAAUAGUUACGAGAACCCGGAUGUCGGAAGGAUCUUCGAUGCAGGACCAGUUCCUACUCGGUGGACAUCGGUGGAGGCCCUGUGCUAUGGACAGUUCUCUUCAAAGUCAAUGAUUUAUGCUUUGGGCUAUGUGUUAUACGAGCUGUUUACACAUGGCUGUCAGCCCUUCUCUGAGAUGCAAGGAAGAUCUGUUGAAGACAUUCUCACAUUGGCGGUUAUGGUACCAGGGUGCACUCCACCCUUCAAGUGGGCUUGCUUCCCUCCAGACAUUUUCGACCUCAUACGUAGCUGUACGGCACGUGCGACAGAAGAAAGACCAUCCCUUCCUCAGAUUAAACGCAAACUACACGAAUUUUUGCAAGGUCCCACCUUCAGCGAAGCAAAAGUUGAGGUUCCUAGCCCUACGAGAAUGUGGAAAAGAGGCCAGGAAUAUCCUUUGUUGGACACAGAGCAGAUCAAGAGAAACCACGUUCCAGAAAGAGGCAUUCCAAAAUUUAUUAAAGAUCUAGUAAAUGGACAAACAAAAUACAAGAACUUGAUGCCCGACUACUGGGCAUCACAGAAAAGCAACAAAGUGAAUGAAGAGCUUUAUUCAUCAGAUCCUAUCACCAUCAGGACACAAGAGGGUGGGUCGACAAGUGUGCAAGAAGUCCUGAUGCCAGGUUUCGUGGAACAUUUUCUACCAGUCUUACAAACGUCUGGCUUGGAAAGUGUCGUCUGCUGGACUUCACCCAGACUCCACAUACAGUCUGACCACGCAGUUCAGGAGAGGCAGUACGAGUCUGCAGUGAAGCUGGCUGAUGGUGCUCGCCUGCAUCAACUCCCGCCCCCUGGUGAUGGAGAGAAGGACAUCAAUGUUCACACGUGCCUGGCUGUCGCCCAGUGUGUCUGUCAGCUGCACCAAGAAAACUGGCUUUACAGAGACCUUAAGGCUUCAAAUAUUCUCAUCACUCAAGAAACCGGCAAGGUCAUUCUCGCCAGAAUCGGGCGGAUGGUUCACUUGGGGGAAGGAGAGUUCAUCAGAGAGCAGGAGAUGGUCUUCACGGACAGCCUGCGUUGGCUUUCUCCAGAAGCUUUGCACUUAAACAUGUACACUAAGGAGAACGACAUUUUCAUGCUGGGCACCAUCUUUUGGGAGAUGUACAACAUCCACCAGGUUUGCUCUAGAAACCCUGUGGCAACAGAAAAAGACUUGGUUCCCUUUCCUGAUAAAACAAAGAAAGAGGUGAUGCAGUUAAUACAAGAAGGGGUUCAGCUACCCAAAGUACCAGACAUGCCUGAGUGGCUUUACGAACUUAUCAAUGACUGCAGGCACCCUGAUAAAGAAAAAAGGCCCACAAUAUCUGUGGUCAUCACUCGACUGACCCCGCAAUGUCCACCGAUGUCUGACGAUGAGAAAAUCAUGUUCUAUAACUACGGUGUCACUGAAGCUCCUCCGUCCUCCUUUGGGAAACGUUUGGGUUCCUUCUGGCGACAGACACUGAGGCGCAAAACUGUGAAGAGAAGUGUUAGCAAGACACCUGACAAUACUCAUCAUUCUUACCUCAAUUAUUCACGGAAUGAAUACGAAAAUAUUGAUGGUUACUAUUCUGGAGAGUCGGAGAGUGUGCAGACCUCAGCUAGAACUGAGAAAGACACCGACUUUGACCACAUAGACGAGGAUGUCGCCAAUGAGAGGCAUUUACAUUUUCCUGCCUUCCUCAAAAGGAAACUCACAGAACACACGAAACCACUUCGUUCUCUUUGCAAGGCUUUCUUGACCAAAAGAAAAAGAAGGUUGAAGACUAAGGAUGAAAUCAUCGAAGAGAUAGACAAAGAGGAGGUCAAGCCACACGAAUAUGAUGAACCAGAAUCAAUUGCAUAUUUUUCAUCUGAGUAUGACCCAAACAACUCAGUUCCGAAAACGCUUUCUAUGAAGGACCAACAUAAACCUUUGGCAAGCACAGUCAGAGAGGUUGUUUUCCGACAAAAAAUGCCUGUGCCUCCUCUUCCAUCCUCGGUCAUCAAACAUCGCAACAAUGAUGAACUGUCUGUUCCACCUACAUCGCAAUCUUUUUAUAAGAACAUUUUCAGUAACGGAAAUUACACGAACUGCCUAAUGCAAUAUUCUCAGCCAUAUGAAGUCAGACAGAACCAUAAAGUGAGUUCUUGGGGAGAUGAAGUAUCUUCUCUGCAUAUCAAGCACAAGGGAGAAAGAAAACCUGAACCAGACGAACCUGAAUAUGAAGAGUGUGAGGUCAGUAACGGCAAUAUUUCACCUGUGUCACCUGGCGCCGCCUCUGAUGACAGUCCUGGCGCUGCUGACGAUGCGAAACAGCAGGAGGAGGUCACCAGGCGGCAGGUCACGUGUCCUGGAAGGAAUUUCUAUCUGACGCCUAUUCCGGAAGUCCUGCUACACAACGAAGUUUCAAUGACGCCCUCUCAUUCGCCACCAGCCCACAAUAUCCCGAGUACAACAAACCUUGAACAAACCGAAACGGACACAGAAUCUGAAAACUAUAUUGACUGCGCAAGUAAAAGACUGUAACCUUUGACCUGCAUGUGUAGCAGAAAACAAUGAACAAAGGUAGGAGAGGACUGUGCACUGAAGUAGAAGUGGGAGAUGAUGUCACUUCCUUGCAGGACAUAACUACCACAUUCAAAGUCUAGACUAAAAAUAACCACGUGUCCACACCCAAAAAACCCUUAGAUAAUUCUACAGACCUUUUGUACAAGCUUGUGGAGAGUGCUUAUGCAAGGGAGACGACAACACCGAGCACUGGUGUGGCAGUUGCCUUUCACGUAUGAAGGUCAUCUAGUGCAAAGAAACCGUUGUCACAGAGAGAUACCAUCCGAGGACAUAAUACACCUGGCCGGACAAGGAGACCAUCGUCCCACAAUUCUUCUCCUUAGAGUUAGUCACUGGUUACUAGGAUGUGGUCUUCUGUUCGCGCUGGCUUAUAGAGAUUGGCUAAAAGAUGCUAGUGGUGUGUAAAUAUAAUGUGUAGGUAAAGGAACAACUACUUCUCGAGCUUCUCGAAACAUCUUCAGUUAGAACAAAGCCCUUGGUCAGCAGUUCUUCAGCAGGUGGACACAGCAACGUAAAUGAAUAAUAAUAAUAAAAGGGCAAGGGACAGUACUCUAUCCUGCUGUCCUUUGCUUCUGCCCUCACUAUACACCCGGUACUUUCCCUGGAACUGAAGGCUGCACCCUUCCUGCUCCCCGUGUUCAGCAUGCAGACAGAAAAGAAGGUUUAUGGGACUAGAUAACGGGACAUCAGCUCGUACACUCUGUUCCUGUCUAUUUGUGCUGUAGACUGUUGUAGACUGACUGAAGUUUGAUAAAAUAACAACCAUCCGCUCCACUGUUAUAAAAGCUGAUGGUAGUCUAAAGACCUGACAAUCUGUUACAGGACUUACUUUUUCAAGUGUUGAGGGCUUGAGGCAGUAGGGUAAUAAUUUUAUUCUUGCCUGUUCUAUUGAAACUAGUGCAUGCCGAACCUUUAGGUUUUCUACACAUGCGCACAACAAAGGCACAACAGGCUGGGGCUGUGAUCACAUCGCCAAGUGUAUGGCAGAGCGAUAAGGCCAUCAACAUUUAUGUGCACCCACCGGCUGGUGGUGGUCGUGUAUGUGGUGGUGGUAGUGGUAGUCGUAGGGGGAUACUUUACUGCUGACUACAAUGUCUUAUAUCCCAGGUAUGCUCGAGGUUAUGUCUGAAAGGCCCCCGACUUUUACAAGCUGUAGCUAUGACUAGGUGAACCGUUUACAUUUAUGGAUCCUACUGGAAGGUCUUGGGAAUGUUUAACAUUUUGAAACUAUCUGCUAAAUCAGAAAAGCCCAUUUAUAUAUAAUAAUAAUAAUAAUAAUAAUAAUAAUAAUAAUAAUAAUACUUAAUGUAAAUGUUUUAUGCACACAUAUGAAGCCAUUCGAACCUGUUUACAUUUGAUUCCUAACAAAAGUAUUACUAUGAAUAAUUUUAUACAACAAUCUAACUUGUCUAGAGGACUAUCUGCUCGAGCUUGUGAAUCGUCAAAGAUAUUAUAUGGGAAUGACAAUAUUAUUUUCUUCCGAGUGGAUAUUUAUCAACUGUCGAAUAUUUUGUUUCACUAGAAAGUCGUUAAAUUCUCGUCCUCCUAGUUGUUUUUAUUAUCUGUAGAUACUAUCAUUUAUUAAUAUCAUGGAGGAAGAGGGGAUCUUCAUAACCUGCUGAGGGACUCUGUGUAAGUGCGUACGUGCGUGUGUGCCAAUGUUUAGAGAUAUAAUGUCUAGUGCAAGCAGGUUCAAUGUCGCCAUAAUAACUAGAUUGUUUAGCCUCUGAAGUGGCAAUAAAAAGAAUAUUUCCAGGCCGCGGUGUUUCUAACAAAUAAAUUGUUUUCGAACAAGCAAUUGUGUCAAGGCAGUAUGGGGUACUUGAUGUGAGUGGCUUGGGGAGGGCAACAGGAAAUGACUUGCCAGCACCAGGGUUCGAGUCCGUGGGAUUAACCCUAAUCUCUGUAAGCUGCUGAACACCGAACAAGGUCGUUGUACGAGGACCAGUCUGCAGGUUCACAGUCGAAAUGUAACAAAUAUUUUAAGAUGACUUCUUUAUUUACUUUCUUUCUAUUUGCAGUCUCGGGUUGCUAACACACAACUGUAUUUUAUAUCCCACUUAAAUAUGUCAUGCUAAGAUUUGUCUUGGUCUCUCAGGUCUGCAAUGGCCAGUGGAAGUUAUUUAUUUAAUAAUUUCUUUAUUUCAAGUAAUAUUCCUUGCCAAGAAUGUGGUCCAUUGUCCAGUUACAGAAAAUAACUGCUCAUAAAAGGUACAAAUAUUGUUAACUUAUUAAUGUCAUAUUUCUUGUUUCUUUGUGUGA
Molecule: messenger RNA, 7470 nt
Organism: Pomacea canaliculata
Lineage: Eukaryota; Metazoa; Mollusca; Gastropoda; Architaenioglossa; Ampullariidae
Exons: 18
Coding region: 358-5166 (1602 amino acids)
Biological process (GO): protein phosphorylation
Molecular function (GO): protein tyrosine kinase activity; ATP binding
Source: RefSeq, a predicted model, not a curated record